AUGGCUUUUCCCCAUCGGCCGGACGCGCCUGAGUUGCCUGACUUCUCCAUGCUUAAAAGACUGGCCAGAGACCAGCUCAUCUAUCUGCUGGAGCAGCUUCCUGGAAAAAAGGACUUGUUCAUUGAGGCAGAUCUGAUGAGCCCUUUGGACCGAAUUGCCAGUGUCUCUAUCCUGAAGCAACAUGAAGUGGACAAGCUGUACAAGGUGGAGAGUAAGCCAGUCCUCAGCUCCAGUGAACAAUUGUGCUUCUUGGUCAGACCUCGCAUCAAGAAUAUGCGAUACAUUGCCAAUCUUGUCAAUACUGACAAAUUGGCUGGCCGGACUCGAAAAUACAAAGUGAUCUUCAGCCCUCAGAAGUUUUAUGCCUGUGAGAUGGUGCUUGAAGAAGAAGGAAUCUAUGGAGACGUGAGCUGUGAUGAAUGGGCCUUCUCCUUGCUGCCUCUUGAUGUCGAUUUGCUGAGUAUGGAGCUACCAGAAUUUUUCAGAGACUACUUCUUGGAGGGAGAUCAGCGUUGGAUCAACACUGUGGCGCAUGCCUUGCACCUUCUCAGCACUCUCUACGGCUCCUUUCCUAACUGCUAUGGACUUGGCAGGUGUGCUAAGAUGUCACAUGAAUUAUGGAGGACACUCGAGGAGGAGGAGGACGGUGAAACCAAGGGUCGGAAGGCAGAAAUUGGACAUAUCUUUUUCCUGGACAGAGAUAUGGACUUUGUGACGGCACUUUGCUCCCAAGUGGUUUAUGAAGGCCUGGUGGACGACACCUUCCGCAUCAAGUGUGGGAGUGUCGACUUUGGCCCAGAAGUCAUGUCCUCUGACAGGAGCCUGAAGGUGCUGCUCAAUGCUGAGGAUAAGGUCUUUAAUGAGAUUCGUAAUGAGCACUUCUCCAAUGUCUUUGGCUUCUUGAGCCAGAAGGCCCGGAACUUGCAGGCUCAGUAUGAUCGCCGGAGAGGAAUGGACAUCAAGCAGAUGAAGAACUUCGUGUCCCAGGAACUCAAGGGACUGAAACAGGAGCACCGCCUGCUGAGCCUCCAUAUUGGGGCCUGUGAGUCCAUCAUGAAGAAGAAAACCAAGCAGGAUUUCCAGGAGCUAAUCAAGACUGAACAUGCAUUGCUCGAGGGGUUCAACAUCCGGGAGAGCACCAGCUACAUUGAGGAGCACAUAGACCGGCAGGUGUCACCAAUAGAAAGCCUUCGCCUCAUGUGCCUGUUGUCCAUCACUGAGAAUGGUUUGAUCCCUAAGGAUUAUCGAUCUCUGAAAACCCAGUAUCUGCAGAGCUAUGGCCCUGAGCACUUGCUGACCUUCUCCAAUCUGAGGCGAGCUGGUCUUCUCACGGAACAGGCCCCUGGAGACGCCCUCACAGCAAUGGAGAGCAAAGUGAGCAAGCUGGUGACGGACAAGGCUGCAGGAAAGAUUACUGACGCCUUCAGUUCUCUGGCCAAGAGGAGCAAUUUUCGUGCUAUCAGCAAAAAGCUGAAUUUGAUCCCACGUGUGGACGGCGAGUAUGACCUGAAAGUGCCACGGGACAUGGCCUAUGUCUUUAGUGGUGCUUACGUGCCCCUGAGCUGUCGAAUCAUUGAGCAGGUGCUGGAGCGGCGAAGCUGGCAGGGCCUUGAUGAGGUGGUACGGCUCCUUACCUGCAGUGAGUUUGCAUUCACAGACAUAACCAAGGAAGACAAGGCUUCCAGCGAAUCCCUGCGCCUCAUCCUAGUGGUGUUCUUGGGUGGUUGCACAUUCUCUGAGCUCUCAGCCCUUCGGUUCCUGGGCAGAGAGAAAGGGUACAGGUUCAUUUUUCUGACAACGGCGAUGACAAACAGCGCUCGCCUGAUGGAGGCCAUGAGUGAGUGAAAGCCUGACGUUUCCGGC
Molecule: messenger RNA, 1863 nt
Organism: Chrysochloris asiatica (Cape golden mole)
Lineage: Eukaryota; Metazoa; Chordata; Mammalia; Afrosoricida; Chrysochloridae
Gene: VPS33B
Product: vacuolar protein sorting 33 homolog B (yeast)
Exons: 23
Coding region: 1-1845 (614 amino acids)
Biological process (GO): vesicle-mediated transport; intracellular protein transport
Cellular component (GO): CORVET complex; lysosome
Source: RefSeq, a predicted model, not a curated record